AAGAUUACAUCAAUUCAUAUUUUAACACAGCAAGGUUCCCAAGUUCUCACUAUAAAAGCCCCACCAUCUUUCCAUAUUUAUCGUGCUUCACUAGCAGCUCAUCACUUGUAUCUUGCAUCCCUCUCUUCCCAGUUCUUCCUGUCGAUCUAAGACAGAGCUUCUCUAACAAAAACACUGCCACGCCAGUUAAUAUGGCUAGUGAUCUCCCUCAAACAUUGGGCAAAACACUCCCCGAUGCGUGGGACUACAAGGGCCGCCCAGCCGAGCGCUCCAAAACUGGUGGCUGGACCAGCGCUGCCAUGAUUCUAGGUGGGGAGGCUUGUGAGAGGCUUACUACACUUGGUAUCGUUGUUAAUCUGGUGACUUAUCUGACGGGUACUAUGCACCUGGGAAAUGCUACCUCUGCCAAUGCAGUCACCAACUUCCUUGGAACCUCUUUUAUCCUGUGUUUGCUUGGUGGCUUUAUCGCUGACACCUUUCUUGGAAGGUACCUCACCGUCGCCAUCUUUGCCACCGUGCAAGCAAUGGGCAUCACCGUCUUGACCAUCUCAACUGCACUCCCAAGUCUCAGGCCACCGAAAUGCGUCAACGACACCGGUUGCAUUCCCGCAAACAGCAAGCAACUGACAGUUCUAUACUUGGCCCUAUACAUGUACGCCCUUGGCACCGGCGGUCUCAAAUCAAGUGUCUCGGGCUUUGGUUCGGACCAGUUUGAUGAGACAGACCCGACAGAGAGAAAACAAAUGGCCAGCUUCUUCCAUUGGUUCUUCUUUUUAAUAAACAUUGGCUCACUUGGUGCAGUUACAGUUCUUGUUUACAUACAAGAUAAUGUAGGGAGAAAAUGGGGGUAUGGCAUCUGCGGUUGCGCUAUUGUGCUAGGCCUAAUCCUGUUCUUGUCUGGCACAAGGCGAUACCGAUUCAAGAAAUUGGCAGGUAGUCCAUUGACACAGAUUGCCACAGUGUUUGUGGGUGCUUGGAGGAAAAGGCACUUGGAGAUGCCUUCAGAUCCAUCAUUUCUCUACGAUCUUGAUGUUAUUGAAGAGGGAGGGAAGAAGAACAAGCAGAAACUUCCCCACAGCAGGCAAUUCCGUUUCCUGGAUAGAGCAGCGAUCAAGGACCCAGAAACCAACGUCAUAGACAAAUGGAAUCUAUCAACUCUAACAGAUGUUGAGGAAGUGAAAAUGGUGAUUAGAAUGCUACCCAUUUGGGCUACCACUAUCAUGUUUUGGACGGUGUAUGCCCAAAUGACCACAUUUUCUGUGUCACAAGCAACAACCAUGGACCGUCACAUUGGAAAAUCUUUCGAAAUACCUCCAGCCUCCCUAACCGUCUUCUUCGUUGGUAGCAUUCUCUUGACUGUGCCAGUUUAUGACAAGCUAGUAGUUCCAAUUGUUAAAAAAGUUCUCAAGAAACCAAAUGGCCUAACCCCAUUGCAACGCAUAGCUGUAGGUCUGAUCUUUUCUAUUAUUGCAAUGAUAGCUGCAGCACUCUGCGAACGAAAGAGGUUAAGAGCCGCAACAUUACAUGGUUUGGUCAACGAUCCAACGGCUCAGAUCCCAUUAAGUGUGUUCUGGCUGAUCCCUCAGUUUUUCUUCGUGGGGUCUGGUGAAGCAUUGACAUAUAUUGGGCAGCUUGAUUUUUUCCUGAGGGAAUGCCCUAAAGGAAUGAAGACAAUGAGUACAGGGCUAUUUUUGAGCACUCUUUCACUAGGAUUUUUCUUCAGCUCUUUGUUGGUUAGUAUAGUGCACAAGGUAACUGGGAAUAAACCAUGGCUAGCAGAUAAUCUGAACCAAGGAAGGCUAUAUGAUUUCUACUGGCUGUUGGCCAUUUUGAGUGCUUUGAACUUUGUCAUAUUUUUCGCUUGUGCUAAAUGGUAUGUCUACAAGGACAAGAGACUAGCUGAGGUAGGCAUCGAACUGGAGGAACUUGAUGAGCCUGCUAUGCACUGAAUGAUUUUUUUCCCUUUUUUUCUAAUUUCUCACUUUAUGUGUCACUGUACAAGGCCUUUGCUUACAGUAAGUUUGUAUCUACAAAGUGCAUAAAAGGGCGCAAAAGAUCGACCCACCAGCAAGCUGUUUCACUUUUUGAUAAUACAAAAAAAUAAUGUGUAUUUAGGAUUCUCA
Manihot esculenta (cassava) is the source of this 2123-nucleotide messenger RNA. RefSeq names its product protein NRT1/ PTR FAMILY 6.3. NCBI's taxonomy places the organism in Eukaryota, Viridiplantae, Streptophyta, Magnoliopsida, Malpighiales, Euphorbiaceae. Bases 192 to 1949 code for a protein of 585 amino acids. Gene Ontology annotation, biological process: transmembrane transport; response to nitrate; oligopeptide transport. The record is from RefSeq and is a predicted model, not a curated record. Gene Ontology annotation, molecular function: nitrate transmembrane transporter activity. The transcript is spliced from 5 exons. Gene Ontology annotation, cellular component: membrane.